Callorhinus ursinus (northern fur seal) is the source of this 1171-nucleotide messenger RNA. RefSeq names its product transmembrane protein 252 (gene TMEM252). The record is from RefSeq and is a predicted model, not a curated record. Lineage: Eukaryota; Metazoa; Chordata; Mammalia; Carnivora; Otariidae.
GGGGAGUGGAAGAGUUCCAAAGGAGCAGGGAUGCAGAACAGAACUAGUCUCGUUCUCUGUGCCCUUGCUCUCCUGAUGGGCUUCCUGAUGAUCUGCCUGGGGGCCUUCUUCAUUUCCUCAGGAUCGAUAUUCAACUGUCGAGGGAAACUGAUCCUGGCCUAUAUGCUUCUGCCACUGGGGUUUGUGAUCCUUCUGAGCGGAAUUUUCUGGAGCACCUACCGCCAGGCAAGGGAAAGCAAAGGGGUGUUCACCCAUGUGCUCAGAAGACACCUUUCUCAUGGGGCACUUCCCCUGGCCACAGUUGACAGGCCAGAUUUCUACCCUCCUGCGUAUGAAGAGAGUCUUGAUGCCGAGAAGCAACCUUGUCCUGCAGAGGGAGACGCCUUGGAUGUACCUCCACCUCUGUACACAGAGAUGGGCCUUGAAUUUGAGGAUGCAACGGAUGCCCACCCGGAGGCCCCACCUUCCUAUGACGAGUCUGUAGCAGGUGGGGUGCUGGCAGCCACACCAUUGCAGGAUGCUGAGGGGCAGAGCCGGGGAUGCUGAAGCAGGGGACACGCCCUCGUGCUCAGGAUGCACCUUCAUGGGCUACAGCUGCUGAUAAUAAACGUGGCCACUGGACUAUGGGAGGGAAAGUGUCUUCUGGGACCCCCAGGAGUGCCUGCCGAGGAGAUGCUGGGGAUGACUGCCGUGCAGUUCCACCGAUGUGCUUGGCCUGAAAGGGCUCCAGAGGGGUGUGGUCGGCAGCCGGCAACAUUUCAAAGGAUUCGCACUAAUCCCAGCCCAGGUGGGCUUUGGGACUGCUUUUAGAGCUCUGCUCCAAGAGGCUUUUGGCUCUCACUCAACCCCCUCCCAUCACCUCAGCCCCCAGGGGGAAGGAAUAGGUGCUGCUCGUGGGGCAGCCAGCCACCUUCAGGCACUGCAUCACCCAACAAUCGCAAAAGGAAAGCAGGCUGGAAACAAAGGGUCAUUGUGGUUUAAUCUGCGGCUUUGGUUGGCUGGUGUCACAGUUCUCUCCAUUCACCGUAUUACCAGAGUGACACCGUAAUUCGCAUUGUGGGAGGUGUGCUCUUGGAAGCCAUGAAUGUUACUUCAUACUACUUAAUUUUAAUUAUGUGUAUUUUACUUCUACGUGGAAAACAACUACAAUAUUUCCUUUCAAAAUGGCUCG